Molecule: messenger RNA, 2536 nt
Organism: Ilex paraguariensis (yerba mate)
Lineage: Eukaryota; Viridiplantae; Streptophyta; Magnoliopsida; Aquifoliales; Aquifoliaceae
Source: the annotation of a GenBank genome assembly
GAGAGAGAGAGAGAGAGAGAGAGAGAGAGAGAGGUUGUCUGACGCUGACCUCGGCAGCUGGGGGGUCUAAGACAACUGCUAAGACCCGAUUAUUUAUCUGUCUAUAAUCCAGACAACUACCUUCAAAAAACUGCUCGUAACCUCUCUUUUAUAGUCGAUCUCUCUGGAUCGUCUUUGCAUGAAUUGGUGGGAAUAAAAACUGGUGCUUUGAAUUAAGUUGAGGGUGAUUAAAUGGAUCCAAUAGCUGAAGAUCAACUAGACCAUGGAGAUGAGGAAUUCGGAGGAGCACAAAAGAUACAGUAUCAUGGAGGAGGAGCAAUUCCUGCACUUGCCGAGGAUGAAAUGAUAGGCGAGGAGGAUGAAUUUGAUGAUCUCUACAAUGAUGUUAAUGUUGGCGAGGGUUUCCGGCAGCUGGAUCGGUCCGAGGCACAAGUGCUAUCGGUUGGUGCGGGCACUAGUGGAGUUCAAUCUCAGAAAACAAUUAUUCCUGAACCCAGAGCAGAAACUAUGGUAUCACAAGAGCUAGCCUUUACUGGAACUGCAACUGAAGGGAGGAAUACAAAUACAGGGCUGCAGUUCCCUGAGCAGAGAAGAGGGUGGACAGCUUCUGGAGGAUCACAACUGGGAGCUGUUGACGUUUUACAAAAAGGAAGAACUCCAGAAAUAACUUGUGGUGCUCAACCAGGAAAUUUGGGGUUUCAAGGACCAAUGUCCACGCCCCAGAGAAUUGGGGUUGGUCGUGGUGAUGUGCCAGGUAAAGUCAUGAAUGAGUCCGCACAAUUGCUAUAUUCUGGCACCGGUGGCCCAAGCAGUGUUCCCGAGAUGCCAGCUAAUCAAAUGGGCACAAAUGUAAAUGGGCAUAUGAACCGCCUUGUUGUCAAUGAAAAUCAGAUACAGCCAGCUGUGGAGAAUGGUGCUACCAUGCUAUUGGUGGGGGAACUACAUUGGUGGACAACUGAUUCAGAGCUUGAGAGUGUGUUAUCUCAAUAUGGGAGGGUCAAGGAGAUCAAGUUCUAUGAUGAGAGAGCUAGUGGAAAAUCUAAAGGCUAUUGUCAAGUUGAAUUCUAUGAACCAGCUGCUGCUGCAGCAUGCAAAGACGGGAUGAAUGGACAUAUUUUCAAUGGGAGAGCUUGCGUGGUGGUGUUUGCUUCUCCACAAACUAUGAGGCAGAUGGGAGCUUCUUAUAUGAACAAAACCCAAGUCCAGCCCCAGUCUCAGCAACAAGGAAGGAGGCCUAUGAAUGAUGGGGCUGGGAGAGGUGGUGGGACAAAUUAUCCCAGCGGAGAUGCAGGGAGGAAUUUUGGAAGAGGUGGGUGGGGACGAGGGCAGGGAAUACUCAACAGGGGUCCAGGGGGGGGACCCAUUAGGGGAAGAGGAGGGGCUAUGGGAUCGAAGAACAUUUUUGGGAAUGGUCCUGGGGUUGGAAGCGGUGCCAGUGCAGGAGCUUAUGGGCAAGGCCUGGUAGGUCCUGGUUUCGGUGGUCAUCCUGCUGGAUUGAUGCCUCAUCAGGGUAUGCUGGGUGCAGGGUUUGACCCUAGUUAUAUGGCCCGAGGAACUGGUUAUGGAGGUUUUCCAGGUCCUACUUUCCCAGGGAUGCUUUCUUCAUUCCCAGCUGUUAAUCCAAUGGGACUUACGGGGGUGGCUCCUCAUGUUAACCCUGCCUUCUUUGGCCGAGGAAUGGGUGCUAGUGGAAUGGGAAUGAUGGGGAACACUGGGAUGGAUGGACAACAUUCGGGAAUGUGGACUGGCACAAGCAUGGGUGGAUGGGGAGGUGAAGAACAUGGUCGAAGGAUGAGGGAAUCGAGCUACGGGGGCGAAGAUGGGGCUUCGGAAUAUGGGUACGGAGAGGCAAGCUACGAUAAAGGAGUAAGGUCGAAUGGUGCUUCCCGGGAGAAGGAACAGAGUUCUGAGCAUGACAGGUCUGGAAACUCUGAGAAGAGGCAUCGUGAUGAGAAGGAGCAAGAUAGGGACAAUUAUGACAGGGAGCACAGGUACAGGGAAGAAAAGGAUAGCUAUCGAGAGCGUAGGCAUGAAAAACGUGACUUGGGCUACGAGGAUGACUGGGACAGGGGACAGUCUUCUUCAAGAUCUCGGGCAAUGCCAGAAGAGGAUCACAGAUUGCGAUCAAGGGAUGGGGAUUAUGGUAAGCGGAGACGUCUACCAUCAGAGUGACACACUCCUGCAUCUCCUUUGCUCGAGACGGGUCUGUAUGAGAUUCUAGCCUUAUUAUUCUCACGUCCUAGUAUCUCUUCGUGGGAAUAUACAACUGUCUUCCUUCUGGUUCCAGUUGGUGCCACAUGCAGACCAUGGGCUCUGGAUUGAAAAAGUAAGUUCGACUCGUGUGGGUUGGGCAAAAUUGCCCAUUACUUUUAUUCUGCUUCUUACUGAACAUAAUUUGAUUCAACACUUGAUACUGGUUCUAAACUAUGUUAGUUGCUUUAGUAGGGUACUUUUGUGGAUUUGCUUUUUGGUGUUUGACUUCUAGUACCCUGCUGCUGGCCAUUGUAUCAUAAUAUAUGCUGUGUUCAUUCCUCUC